AUGGAUCCAAUUUUAGAAAAUGAAUCCGCGACGACCGAAUCCCCGAACAAACAUGGCAAACCUAAGCACAAGAACAAAAAGAAAAAGCUUCAAUCUGAUGCGCAAAAUCAAACUGUUGUUGGUGAGCGAAAGAAAUUUGUUGUUACCACAUUAGCCACAACAGACGAUAAAGUUCCUUCUAGUGUAGCAGAUAAUAAUGUACAUACAGUCCAUUUUGGUACUAGGGGGGUGGAGUCACAAAGACCUCACGUAAGGUCAAUAUUUAAGGAUAAAACUGCAGACACGUCUAGACCAUCGAGUGCAGAAAGAGAAUCUGGUAGUGGUAGUAAGGAAUAUGAAACUUUUCAUGGGACUUCUUCUAGUCCACGGAGCUCUAUUUUUGAUAUUUUCCGUUUAAGAAGAAAAAGUGAUGCAAAGAAAUAUCCUCCUAAACAAGUAAAAACUGCUGAAUCCCAUGAGAGCACACCAGAUGAGCAUAACGCUGAGACGAAAGAUUCGCAUAGGAAGUACUACCAUACGGUAACGGGUGCUUCUUCUAGAAAAUAUAGUCCUAUUACUAGAGUAAUGGAUAUUUUUCGCAGCAAACCCCAUUCAGAAAGUAAUCAGUCUUCGUCAGAUAAUGUAAAAAAUAAGAAUACAAAAAAAAUUAGGAGAUCGUCUAUUGAAACCACUUCACCUACUUAUCAUAAAAACUCAUAUGCUUCUUUAGAUCCUACGCAAGCGAAGCAAGUAUUUAGGGAAGUUCGAGGGCUUCCGAAAUAUGAUCCUUAUUUAUCGAUUGUACAAAUAUCAAUAGGGGGAAGAGAUAAAACGAGACUUCUAUUAAAUUUCUUUAAAUAUCAUAAAUGUUAUGAAAUAUUACCAAAGUCUGCAAAAGUUAUAAUAUUUGAUACGCAAUUUUUUGUAAGAAAAACGUUCCCCACUCUUAUUUCUCACGGUAUUCGCUCAGCACCACUUUGGGAUUCAAGUAAAAAGCUUCUAGUCGGAAUGAUAACAGUAACUGAUUUCAUAAGAAUUCUUCUACAUCUCGAUAAAGAGAAUAUAUCAGUAGAAGAGUUGGAACGUCAUACACUUCAUACUUGGAGAAAGAUGUUAAGACAGACACGUAAACCUUUGUGUAGCGCUGGUCCCGAUCAAUCUCUUCACGACGCCAUCAAUUUACUUACAAAAAAUCGUGUCCAUCGUCUCUUGAUGAUUGAUCCUCUAAAUGGUGACGUAUUGUACAUCCUCUCACAUAAGAGAAUUUUGAGGUUUUUAUUUGUGUAUCUCAAUGAGUUCCCUGAAUUAACAUUCUUUCAUAAAACAUUAACUGAAUUAAAAAUCGGAACUUACGAAGAUAUCGUGUCUGUCACAGAUGAUACACCUAUUAGAUCAGCAUUUCAGUUGUUGCUAGAAAAAGAUGUUUCGGCUUUGCCAAUAUUAGACGAAAACGGGAUUCUUGUCGAUGUUUACGCAAAAUAUGAAGUAUUGAACCUAGUAAGUGAAAAAUUAUAUUCAAACUUGUCGUUGACCAUAGGUGAAGUAAGAAAUAAAAAGAAAGACUGGGAAGAAAAGUUACAAAAAUGUCGUUCAAGUAUUACUUUAUAUGAGGCCUUAGAAGUUAUAGUUAGAACUGAGAGUCAUCGAUUAUUGUUAGUUAAUAAAGAAGAUAAACUGGUAGGAAUUGUUUCACUCUCAGAUAUAUUAGUAUAUUUAAAUAGAAUAAUUCCCUCGGAAAAGAAAGUUUCUUCACUUCAAGAGAUAUUUAGGCCGCUGGAAGAAAAUAAAGUAGCCGAGUCACCCAAAGAAACGGAGAUUGACAUUGUAUCAAUUGAAGUUACAACCUCAGCACAAACAGUACCUGAAAACGUGGAGGAUGCCGCGGUACCGACUGGGUCUAAUGCCAUAUCCAACAAUGAGACUACGAAUGAAAUUGUACCAGAAGUGGAUGACGUCGACUCAGAUAGUGACACAAACUUAACUUCUUUAAGUAGUGACCUUAAUAAAUUCCACAUAAACCUUGCUAUCGACUCAGCUAUGACUACGAUUGACGAGUCAAAUACUAAAAAUAAGUAG
Arctia plantaginis is the source of this 2055-nucleotide messenger RNA. NCBI's taxonomy places the organism in Eukaryota, Metazoa, Arthropoda, Insecta, Lepidoptera, Erebidae. The record is from the annotation of a GenBank genome assembly.